AUGGUGAAUAAAAAGAAACAAACACCAAAGGAAGAAACACGGACUAAAUUGAGUCAUGCGGUUCUGCCUCGUGCGAUCCGCAACGACAAUCCUUCAAAAGCAUCAAUUCACUCAUAUUGCGUAGGCACGAUGGCGCGUUUACUGCAGUUUCUCGUCAUCUCGGGAAUCCUGUGCGCGUUGGCUACUGGCAGGGUUUUCCUUAAGCCGAAGGAUGCCCCGAAGAACAAGUGUCGAAGAUACCACGCACUCAAGCGGUUCAGCGCGUGUGGAACAGUGGUCGGUCAAGCCGCCAGGGAGAAGAGCCUUCUGGAGAAUCCAAACCACAACGCAACCUGCAUAAAGGCGCAAGCAUUCGAGCCAUGUUUCCAAGAGUCGAUGCGUGCAACGCGCUGUACAAGAGGCUCCGAGUUUAGCUUUCACCUUCAACAUAUUGCAUCGCUCGUCAAUGAGAUGUACAAAGAGAGUUGCAGUCCUGGGGAAGCCGUUAGUUCCGUUCUAACCGACAUGAGCACGGUGUGCGACAUUCGGGUGGCGGUGGUUCGCUUCUUGGAGUGCGCCAACUCUUUCUUUCUCGGAGAGCCUCGAGGUGGCGUGGCCCGCGGUCGCACCGACACCGGCACCACUCUCGGAGUGCACUUCGGCGUCAUCUUCGACGCGCCGUCGCUUGGAUCGGUGAACAAAUUCAACAGAAUCGCCAACAUCGACUGCAGGAGAAGUGUCAAGUUCAGAAACUGCAUGGACAACAUCCAUCUGUACUCCGAGUGCGGUGUCGGGACGGAAGUAUAUUCUCACCUGAAAUACAUGUCCGGUGUGGUGCGUCGGAAAUUUGCCGGAAAGUGCACUACGGAACCACAAAUGCCUGAUUUGGACUGCCAGCUCCUACCAUUUCUGCGGAAGUUUCUGCGUUGCGGGGUGAAUCGAUACGAGUCACCCGAGGAACGGAUCGACCAAGACGCUUGCGCUCAGGUAUCAUCUUACAAAGAUUGCGUCGCAGCAGCAGAACGAGUUGCACACUGUAAUAUGAAAAACUUGUCGUUGAGUUACCACCUCCAGUACCUGCAUAAGGUCAUGACAAUGGUGAACACAAGCUGCAGAGGUGUUAGAAAUGUUGAGACAUCUGUCUACAAGGAGGCCUGCAAGAGAACCGCUCUCUUCAACAAUUACUUUUCCUGUGGCAUGGAAGUGCAGGCUCGCCUUGAAGGACGCAACAUGGCGGACAAGGAAAGAUGCAGGGUCUCUGAAAACUUCGAGAAAUGUUUUUUAAGUGCCAAGGAGCAGUCUGGCUGUCUGCUCGCUGAUGAAGCGACCAGUAUCAUGAGCUCUCUGCUUGACACGUGGAAGAAAGAACACACCAGAGAGUGUGCCGCACUCAAGGUGCCGUCGUCUCCAAUCAACCAAGUAGAGUGUCUGGCCGGUCCGUCAGUUCGCAAAGUGUUCCUCUGCGGGCUCAACUUCCAGACUGCGGUUCGUGAGGUGAAAUACUCGCCAAAAGAAAUUUCAGCAGAGGUUUGCUGGCAUCUGAACGAGCUUAAUGCUUGCAUAUCCGAUGUGAAAGGUCGGACGCAAUGCGCACUGUCUGAACUUCACGCUCACGUGGCACCCCUGCUGCAACCCUUCACUAACGACUACGUUGAACGCUGCGAAAGGCUCAUGUCCAGUAAUACGUCUUCUCCAAUAAUGGUACCCAACGGCAGUUUCUGUCGGCGCCUCUUGGCUCUCAAGCGCAUCUUUCACUGCGGUUUAAGCUUUAGCAAGAUCCUUGAGGAGAUGGAGCUAGUCCGUCACAAAGUGGACGUGUUAUGUCCCCUUCUGAAGAAGUAUGAGACUUGUGUGCCAGACUCUGCAGACGAGCAUGGUUGCAAAGACGAUCUUGUGAUGCGCGGUCACGUGAAAAGCUUCGGUAGAAUAUUGCGCAAGCAAUAUUAUGACGCUUGUGUUAGAAUUCGGAGGAUAGGAAUUGGCAACAUGAGGAGAGUGAGCGACCUACCUGAAAAUCGAACGGGCGAAAUUUUCGGAAAUGUAAAAGUUCUAAGACAAGAGUUUAGAAGAGGAGUCAACAUAUCGACCGAUCCUCAAGCGCAGGUGGCAAUGAACCAAGUAAUGGAGGAUUAUUACGGUUCAGAUUAUGAAGACUAUAUUGAAGAAGAAGACAAAGUGCCGGAUAGUCUCGAUGUAAAGCCGGCUUAUGACUACGCUGAAAACGAUGCAACUCGGAAGACCCCAAAACCAAGCUUCUUCAAAACAGUCGAGGCGGCUCAUGAAAGGCUCUUUCAUAAUAUUUCUCGCGGCAUACAAAAUCCCGUGAGUUUGCCGGAGCAAAGAAGAGAUCAGGAAUUCUGGGCCGGCGUCGAGAGGGCAAGAAAACUGAAAUCCAGACAUAGCUACGACUCUGGGCCCCUGGACACGCUCCAGGAUCUUUCAAACAAACGAGUUGAUAGGGAUUUUGCUCGACCAGGAACUUAUUUUAUUGACCAACUGAGCAACCCAAGCGCCGUUGAAGGCGAAGCUUAUGCUCCAAAUAAGCAACUAGCGGGGGAAAAUAAUAAGAGCAUUAGGCGAGUCAACGGAAUGCACCGUGGACUGCAUCAGAACUCUCCACCGCUCUACAAGUCUUUUCAUGACGUUCCACACGCAGCAAGGCAAGGCAAGCUUCAAGCGGACGAAUAUAACGUGCGUAGUGGGUCCUCAAUGACUCCACAAGAAGAGCUUGAAAUGUACGAAGACACUCGCGGCAUGUCUGAGCUGCUUCAGAAAGAAAGAGAAGGGGGCUACAAUCGCUACAGAAGUGGGGAUGGUGCGGGGCCCAGGCAUGUUACCCAGUGGUCAGGACGAGACGUGCAUCGUCGUUUCCAUGCCGACGAUGGUAUGGUCCAAAGCGAUACAAGCUUGCCCCGCAACGGAUACAAUAAUAGUUUUGCUUACUAUGACUACCAUGGCGUUCCAAGCUCGCGAAUUUACAAAUAUCCUCCGUCUUACCGACACCAGAGCAAUUUGAACGCAGGCAUGAACGACCGGGGUGUGAGAAGGGUUGUCGCACCUUUCGACGCUAGGCGUCGUAGGAUCUUACAAGGUCCAAACAACGGAUUUCAGCGGCGCAGAAGAGCAUUCAGGAAUCCGGAAUAUGAAUUCGUUGGUGAAUACGAAAAGCCAGUGGGCGGCGUGAAGCACUCGGGUGAUCCGGACUAUGAAGCAGUUUCUAAGGACAUAGUCUCAUUUCCUGAAGACGACGGACCAGUUUUGCCAAAUGAUGAUGUCCUUAGUCAUGAAGUCAGGCAUCACGGAUCCCGCAGCUUUGUGCCAGUAAGACGAAGAGAAGACAAAAAUCUCGUCGGUUCAGUCCGCGAUCUCGAGGCUCCCCGUGGCGUGGUGGAAGUGAAUGAACCGGGCAACCCAGUAUUCAAAGAAGGAAACCUCAACACCAUAUCAAGUGACAAGGUUCUGCCGGACUCCCAUCCACCUUUAGAGAGCAAGGAGCCCUACAACCCGCGAAGGCUUUCUUCCAACAAGAGGUAUUGGAAUCUAGGGUCGCCUAUAGAUACCCAUUUUCUCCAAGGCACGAAGCACGAAGACUACGGGGAAGAUAUUAGGGAUUACGACUCCGUUCGAAGAAAAAUUGACAGCGAUACUAGAGGAAGUGGUAAAAGUGACGGAGAUAAAAUAAUGUCGCGUUCUGGCGAUAAGCGUGCUGAAAGCAAAGAACGUCACCACAAUCCCAAUUAUUAUUCAAUGGGGGAAGAUGCAAAAGACAUGGGAAGCGACGUGCAGAAUCGUCCAUUCAAAAGACAGCACAACACCGGUUUGGAAUAUCGUGAAACAAACAAGCGUGGCGUAAAUUCUUACCGAGAGGAACUACAACCCCAUCCUGAAGCUCGACACUACUAUAACGAUUCGAAUUACGUAAGCCCCAACGUGGUUUUGCAGGAGCCAGGACUACGGUUUCCAAAAGAAAAAGUUCAACCGGACUUUCUAGGCAGCGACAGUCGUCGGAGUAAUAAAGACCUACAUAGAGAUAGGAAUAUAGACUCGGGCAGGAUGAACAGGAACGGCUUCGAAACGAAGAGCAACACCAAGAACAAGCAAGGUGCUUCCCCGGAAAACUUGGUACAACCAAGUCACAAACGUUUUUUCAACACUAACAUACGGCAUCGAGAGCCAAGGAUGAGAUUUCGUUACGUAGACCGCAUCGAAGAAACGCCAGGGCUAUUACUUGAGAAGAAGGAUGAAGCCUCCGGUAGCAGUUUGUCAAGCCCUCAGACCGGGAAGUCCAAGCCGCAGUUGACUCAAUACGAAAUUGAGCGAAAAAUGAAAACGAGGCAGUUAAAGAAUGAUCUGAAUGAGCUGCUCAGCAAGCAUAAAGAAGGAGGUGACACCAAAGACGAUUUGAUGCUGUUUCCUGAUGAAAAACUCGGGAGGGGAGAGAAGAUAAUAAAGGACUUUGAUGGGAAAGCUCUGGAAGAGAGCAAGGACUAUUCAGAGCUGGAUACGAAGCUGGAGAGCAAUGUCGCUGACAGGGGCGCGAUGUGGAGCGGAGCAAGCGACGAUAUGAAGGACGAACUUCUGAGGAAGCACGCUGAGAUCCCGGACAAGAACGACGACUCUGUGAUUGGAGAGCUGAGCAAAAGAAAUGCCUGGUAUACCGACGACAUAUGGAGUGACAGUAACGAUCUAUUUGGCAUGGAAAGACUACUCUCAGACCAGCGCAAAGGCACAGCGGCCAAUACAACAGAUGCUGACGAUAACGCCCAAUGCCAGCUUCAAUACCUGCAGCGAAGAUCUGACGCAUGUGUUCGCGUCUUCGACGAUGAUUUCCGAGCGAUUGGCAACGACACCGUCCGGCAGUUCACCGUGAAUGCAAUGACCCCAACCCUGCGAAAGUCUGUGUGCACGCACGCCCGCGAUUUCGCCCAGUGCAUCAACUUGUUUGCUCAAAAGUUUCGCUGUCUCGAAAGCCAGGACAUCAUCAACAACUUGACAGACCACCAUCUAAGGAAGGCCGGUGUCAUGUUCUGCGCUGCCAGUACUACGCUUUCUCGAACAGGAUUUGUUCUAGCAGCCCUACUAUUGCACGUAGUCCAAGCUCAAAAGCUGAGGCAGUGA
This is a messenger RNA of Ixodes scapularis (black-legged tick), 5097 nucleotides long. RefSeq lists its product as uncharacterized. The coding region runs from base 1 to 5097 and encodes 1698 amino acids. The record is from RefSeq and is a predicted model, not a curated record. The transcript has 13 exons. NCBI's taxonomy places the organism in Eukaryota, Metazoa, Arthropoda, Arachnida, Ixodida, Ixodidae.